Penaeus chinensis is the source of this 1676-nucleotide messenger RNA. RefSeq lists its product as uncharacterized. The coding region runs from base 29 to 1540 and encodes 503 amino acids. Lineage: Eukaryota; Metazoa; Arthropoda; Malacostraca; Decapoda; Penaeidae. The record is from RefSeq and is a predicted model, not a curated record. The transcript is spliced from 9 exons. Gene Ontology annotation, cellular component: chitin-based extracellular matrix. Gene Ontology annotation, molecular function: structural constituent of chitin-based larval cuticle.
AGGGACAGUUUGGUAACAUGGGCCUGUGAUGUGUUUUACUGCACUAAGACGUCAUUUACCAUUCGUAAAUAAUUUCUGGAAGUUUCUACCAAUAUGUCGCUUUCAGGCAGUCUUGAUUGCUCUGGUUGCUGUGGCCACCGGUGCCCCACAGUACGGCUAUCCCACCCCUGCCCCGCCCACCCCCGCCCCAACACCUGGAUAUACAUACCAGGAGCCCGAACAGACCUACCUGGCGCCCGGCACCCGCGCAGAAGACGGCGCAGAAGACAGUGCAGAAGAGCCAGAAGCGCCCGUGGAAGUAGUGCCGAUUGUGAAGGACGAGCGCGUGACCAACGAAGAUGGAAGCUACACCGUCGAUGUCGAGACUGGCAACGGCAUUAUAGCCUCAGAGGCUGGCUCGCUCAACAGCGAAGGCGCCAUUGUUAAAAGUGGACACUAUUCCUACAUCGCCCCGGACGGUUCCGUGAUCGAGGUCAAGUUCGUCGCCGACGAGAACGGCUUCCAGGCGGAGUCCGACGCCCUGCCUGUGGCUCCCGAAUUCCCUCACGAAAUUCCCGAAUUCGUGCUCAGGCAGAUCGAGUUCGCGGCUGAGGAGGACGCGCGUGCUGCCGCUGAAGCUGAAGCCGCACUGAAAGCUGCUGAAGCGCCCUCUAACCUGUACGAGCAUGAGGAGCAACGUAUCCCUAUAUGUCACACGUCACUGAACCAAAAGUUGCCACAUACAGGGCCAAAAGGUAUGAAAACCAUUACAUCAACGCCCUUGCGACUCCUCGGCUGUCUUGCCCUUCACCGAAUCUUGGAGACACCAGAGACUCCAGAGAGUGAUAAGAAGCUGAGGAACAACAGAGCACAAAGCCUUUGCAACACUUUUAAGAAAACGUUAAAUAUGACUUUCUAUUUUUGCCUGGAAAUUUCUCAAGUCCCGCCAGCGUGUAUCGAAGGCAGUGAAGGUGGGAGCUCAUUAACCGAAGGGCGACAGCGUGCUUUCCCCGAGUAUAUAAGCUCCCUGGGUUUCCAACCGGGACAGCAGUCGAGGCAGAAAGUAGGAUUCAAAGUACUUUUCGCCGCCGUGGCCAGCGUGGCCGUCGCCAUCCCCCAGUACCCAACCCCUGCCCCGGACCCCUCGCCAUCCUACGGCGUCCCCUCCUCCCGAGGCGUGGGUGAGGUGAGAGAGGUCGUGCCCAUCCUGAGGGACGACCGAGUCCAUGAGGACGACGGCAGGUACAGCGUCGACGUCGAGACUGCCAACGGAAUCAUUGCCUCGGAGUCUGGCUCUCCCGAUGGUCCCGAGGGCGCAGUUGUCAAGGCCGGACAAUACGCUUACACCGCUCCUGACGGCUCCCUGAUCGAAGUCAAGUUCACCGCCGACGAGAACGGCUUCCAGGCCGAGGGCAACCACCUGCCCGUGGCUCCCGAGUUCCCCCACCCGAUCCCUCAGUUCGUCCUCGACCAGAUCGCCUUCGCCGCCGAGGAGGACGCCCUUGCUGCAGCUGAGACUAGAGAUUCUUCGCCUUCCCAGCUGUACCAGAGGCCACAGUAGAUGGAUGAUCUGCAGCGUGCAAUGUACAUAACGACGUGGUGAAAAUUUUGUGAAACUUUUGUACGAAUCUAAUUUAUUCGUCAAGUGUGCUGUGUGAGUGGCAUUGUAAGGGUAUUAGAAUAGAAUGCAGACAUUG